Messenger RNA from Penicillium manginii, 1716 nucleotides. Its product is annotated as Major facilitator superfamily domain general substrate transporter. Gene Ontology annotation, cellular component: membrane. The coding region runs from base 1 to 1716 and encodes 571 amino acids. Gene Ontology annotation, biological process: transmembrane transport; carbohydrate transport. Gene Ontology annotation, molecular function: carbohydrate:proton symporter activity. The record is from RefSeq and is a predicted model, not a curated record. The transcript has a single exon. NCBI's taxonomy places the organism in Eukaryota, Fungi, Ascomycota, Eurotiomycetes, Eurotiales, Aspergillaceae.
AUGUCUCCAGCAUUUCCCCCAGUGGAGUCUUCCGCCCAGGGCCAUGAAAGCCCCAGUGAUGAACCGAUCGUUGCCUUUUCACAAGCGCAAAUCAAAGAGGCUACACAGCGCGAGCACGACAUGUCCAUUCCAACUGCAAUCCGACUCUAUUCAAAAGCAGUCUCAUGGUCCAUUGUUCUCUCAACAGCGGUGAUAAUGGAGGGAUACGACCUCUUGCUAAUUUUCUCGUUUUUCGCCUUCGAGCCCUGGACGAAGAAAUACGGCCAAUUGCAACCGGACGGAACCUACGCCUUAUCCGCAGCCUGGCAAUCGGGACUCAACAACGGCGCAUCCGUCGGCGAAAUCAUCGGUCUGCUAUUAAACGGAUUCGUGGCAGAGAGAUUUGGAUACCGCAAAACCAUGAUCGGCGCUCUAUUCCUGACCAUCCUUUUCAUCUUCAUCCCAUUUUUUGCGCCGAAUGUCGAGGUGUUACAGGUUGGGUUGAUCUUGAUGGGCAUUCCAUGGGGUAUUUUCCAGAUCCUCCCUGUCUCCUAUGCAUCUGAAGUCUGUCCUGUGGCUCUUCGGGGCCAUCUUACGGCCUACAUCAAUCUCUGCUGGGUCAUUGGUCAGCUUAUUUCCUCUGGUGUUCUGCGAUCGCUGCUUCACCGGACGGACCAGUGGUCUUACCGGAUUCCAUACGCUCUACAGUGGAUGUGGCCUGUUCCCUUGAUCGUCGCAAUCGCAUUCGCGCCUGAAUCGCCGUGGUGGUAUAUUCGACGUGGUGAUAAGAAGGGGGCCAAGUCUGCUCUGCGAUCACUCACGGCCCGCAAGAGAGACGAUGCGGUCGAUCUAGACGCGGCCGUAGAAGUCAUGGCCUAUACCAACCAACUCGAACAAAAAGUCGUCAAAGGCGCAAGUUAUAUCGACUGCUUCAAGGGCCACAAUCUUCGCCGAACGGAAAUCUGCUGCUUCACUUCCAUUACCUCGAUCUUCUCCGGAACAACACUGAUGGGAAACUCGACCUACUUCUUCGAGCAGGCCGGCAUGGACCCGUCAAACGCAUUCGACCUCACAAUGGCCCAGUACGCCGUCGGCAUCGUCGGCAUCGUACUAGCCUGGUUAAUAAUGGCACGUUUCGGCCGCAGACAGCAGUAUCUCUCGGGCCUCUUUCUGCAAUUCAUUUUCCUGAUCGGCAUCGGAAUCACCGGCGUCGUUGACCGCAGCAAUAAAAAAGUUUCUUGGGCAACGGGCGCCCUGUUGAUCGCCUUUUCGCUCGUCUACCAGUCCAGCGUCGGCCCGCUUUGCUACUCGAUCAUAUCCGAGAUGUCCUCUGUCAGACUUCGCGCCAAGACAACCAGUCUAGCCUGGAAUGUCUAUAAUAUUUUCAAAAUCAUCAACGGCGUUUUAACGCCCUAUAUGAUUAACCCGACAGCAUGGAACUGGCAAGCGAAAGCCGGCUUCUUCUGGGGUGGUCUUUGUCUGCUUUCUUUUAUCUGGGCGUUUUUCCGACUACCCGAAACGAAAGCGAGAACGUAUGCUGAGCUUGAUAUCCUGUUCGAGCGGAACGUGGGCGCUCGGAAGUUUGCGAUCACCUCCGUCGACCUUUUCUCUCGCAAGGUACAUGAGUCUCAGGAGGAACUCCAAGAAACGGGUGAAACCGGCAAUGACCCAAGCCAUUUUUCGCAAAGUGAGCGCGGAAAUAAAGGGUUGGUUGGGAUCACACAGUCGGUAAUAUAA